Molecule: messenger RNA, 942 nt
Organism: Medicago truncatula (barrel medic)
Lineage: Eukaryota; Viridiplantae; Streptophyta; Magnoliopsida; Fabales; Fabaceae
Product: 60S ribosomal protein L2, mitochondrial
Exons: 1
Coding region: 68-694 (208 amino acids)
Biological process (GO): mitochondrial translation
Cellular component (GO): ribosome; mitochondrial large ribosomal subunit
Molecular function (GO): RNA binding; structural constituent of ribosome
Source: RefSeq, a predicted model, not a curated record
AAUAAAAAAUCGUUUUCUUUCGGCAAAAAGGAACAACGAGCCCUAACUACACCAUCCAAAAAAAAAAAUGUCAGGAGGAGUGAAGAGAUCACUGAGACAAUUCACAUUCGGCGCCGGAAAAACCGCCGGCCGUAACUGUUACGGCCGCAUCACCUCCUUCCACCGCGGCGGCGGCCAUAAACGUUUACAUCGAGUCAUCGAUCUCAAGCGCAACACUUCUUCUUCCGUCGGUAUCGUCGAACGCAUCGAAUACGAUCCUAACCGUUCAUCUCGUAUCGCUCUCGUUCGUUGGCUCAACGGUAUCAAUCCACCUCCACAACGCACCACAACCACCGCCACUGCCGCCGCAGUAUCCACCGCAUCAUCAUCCUCCAGAUUCCUCAAACACGAUCCUGCAUCAAACGGCGAAAUUCGUGGUGUGUUUGGUUUGAAUUCGUUGCUUCCACAAAUCCACGCUGGAAGUAGUUCAGGGAAGGUGUUUCUGUCGGCGUUUUCGGGGAAGGGAGAUGAAAGUGAAUCGGUUUCGUCGGCGUUAGGGUUACCGAGGAUUGCGGUGGCAGCGUCGAGACCGGAGUUUUUUGGUGUGAAAGGGGAUGGUGAGAAAUUGGAGAUUAGGAAUUGGAAGAAGAAUAGUGAUGUUUGGAUGAAUAGGAAUAAAAGGAAAACGGCGAUUUCGUGGCAGAAUAUUGCUUGAUUGUGUAAUUUGGAACUUUAAUGUUUGUUAAAUUUUAGUUUGGAUUUUGUUUUAUGUAUUUUGAAGGAUAAUGCGUGAAUUUGCAAUCGUGAAUUGAUGAUAAUUUAGGUUAUUUGCUCUGUUGAGUUUGAUUAGUUUUGCAAGUGGAAAUAAUUGUUGCUGUUUAUUUUCAAGCUUUGUACCAAUGCUUGAUGAAGCGAAUUUGAAGAAUAAUAGUGAAGCUUAUAGAUCUUUUGUUGAGUUUGAAA